UAUAUACAUUUAACUGCAGAUAUUUUAAGAAUAGGCAUUUUCAAAUAAUCUUCCUUUUGGGUGCAGUUCUGGUUUUCAAUAACUUUGUGACUCAUGCCACUUCGGCAAUUAUACAGUUAUGGUUAUAAUGUCCACUACAGUUCAAAAGUUUGGGAUCACUUAGACAUUUCCUUGUUUUUGAAAGAAAAGCACAUAUUUGGUCCAUUAAAAUAACAUCAAAUUGAUCAACAAUAUAGUUUAGACAUUGUUAAUGUUGUAAAUUACUAUUGUAGCUGGAAACAGCAGAUUUUUUUUAUGGAAUAUCUACAUAGGCGUACAGAGGCCCAUUAUCAGCAACCAUCACUCCUGUGUUCCAAUGACACGUUGUGUUAGCUAACCCAAGUUUAUCAUUUUAACCGGCUAAUUGAUCAUUAGUAAACCCUUUUGCAAUUAUGUUAGCACAGCUGAAAACUGUUGUCCUGAUUAAAGAAGCAAUAAAACGGGCCUUCUUUAGACUAGUUCAGUAUCUGGAGCAUCAGCAUUUGUGGGUUCAAUUACAAGCUCAAAAUGGGGAUGGUUUACUGGUGUCUAAAGGUCAGAAAUGGUUCCGCCACAGAAGACUCCUGACCCCUGGCUUCCAUUACGAUGUUUUAAAGCCCUAUGUCAAAAUGAUGGCUGAUUCUGCCAAAACUAUGCUGGACAAAUGGGAGACUCACUCAAAAUCCGACGAGUCAUUUGAGUUAUUUGAGCAUGUGAGCCUCAUGACACUGGACAGCAUUAUGAAGUGUGCCUUCAGCUCCAACACUAACUGCCAGACAGUGCGAGGGGGAGAGAGUGGAACCAACUCGUACAUCAAGGCUGUGUACGAGCUCAGUGAUCUGGUGAAUGUCCGUCUCCGGACCUUUCCCUACCACAGCGAGUGGAUUUUCCAACUUAGCCCACAUGGGUACAAAUACAGGAAGGCAUGCAAUGUUGCACACAGUCAUACAGAGGAAAUCAUACGAAAGCGAAAAGAGGCCUUAAAGGACGAAAAGGAACUGGGCAGGAUACAGGCUAAGAGAAACCUGGACUUUCUGGAUAUCCUGCUCUGCGCGCGAGACGAGGACCAGCAGGGCCUGUCAGAUGAGGCUAUCCGAGCAGAGGUGGACACCUUCAUGUUUGAGGGGCACGACACCACAGCCAGUGGGAUCUCCUGGACCCUGUACAGCCUGGCCUGCAACCCGGAGCACCAGCAGAUCUGCAGGGAAGAGGUCAUCAGCGCCCUGGAGGGGAGGGACACCAUGGAAUGGGAAGAUCUCAGUAAAAUACCAUACACAACCAUGUGUAUAAAGGAAUCCCUCCGCCUCUACCCUCCUGUACCUGGGAUGUCCAGGAAGAUAACCAAACCUAUGACGUUCUUCGAUGGGAGGACUGUGCCUGCAGGUUGUCUUGUUGGAACCAGCAUUUUUGGCAUUCAUAGGAACGCCACCGUUUGGGAGAACCCUAACGCAUUCGACCCACUCCGAUUUCUGCCCAAGAACUCUGCAAAAAGAUCACCCCAUGCCUUUGUCCCUUUCUCUGCCGGCCCGAGAAACUGCAUUGGGCAGAACUUUGCCAUGAAUGAGAUGAAGGUGGUGGUGGCACAGACACUCAAGCGAUAUCAGCUGACCGAGGACCCAAUGAAGAAACCAAAAAUGAUUCCAAGACUGGUGCUCCGCUCACUCAAUGGGAUCCAUGUGAAAAUCAAACCUGUCGAUCUUGAACCAUAAGGAAUGUUAUAGUUGCACUUUUGUUAUCAGGCAUAGGCUACUGUUUGUGGAAUGUUCAUAUGAAUUUGUUUUUAACAUGCUAAUUCACCAGGAAAUGGAAAAUAAAACCUACAUAAGGAAUAUUUUUUAAAUAUUAACUUCUCAAAGCUAUAUUCAGAAUUUUAAUUUAAAUAUCCAUGUAAGGAGAAUAUUAUAUGUCUUAUAUACAAAGAUGAAUUUAACACUAAUUUAUGUUACUAAUAAUUUGCUAGUAACUAACUGCCUAAAUGUUGUUUGUUUUUCCUUUUGACAUAUAGCCUAUGGUAAGUCAAUGUCCCUUGUCAGUGAUGUGACAGUUUGAAAAGGAAUAGACAUAGGAUCGAGUUAAUGUUAUUCUCACUAUUUCAAAUAAACGUGUGGUGCAAACCACUCAGGAAA
Molecule: messenger RNA, 2144 nt
Organism: Oncorhynchus keta (chum salmon)
Lineage: Eukaryota; Metazoa; Chordata; Actinopteri; Salmoniformes; Salmonidae
Product: cytochrome P450 4B1-like
Exons: 10
Coding region: 432-1727 (431 amino acids)
Molecular function (GO): heme binding; oxidoreductase activity, acting on paired donors, with incorporation or reduction of molecular oxygen; iron ion binding
Source: RefSeq, a predicted model, not a curated record